GGACAAAAUCCAGUUCAUCAAAAUAUAAGCCCUUCAAAGCUCAUAUCCCGCCUGUUGAUUGUUGAACCUCUUCCAUUCCCUCCCUUCCUCUCUCUCUCUGUAAUUCAUCUCCCUUCACUUCGUUUCUAAUGGCGUCGAUUAUAGGAGAUAAUCUAACUAGAGAACAGUAUGUUUACCUGGCCAAGCUCGCCGAACAGGCUGAGCGAUAUGAAGAGAUGGUUAGCUUCAUGGAGAAACUGGUAGUUGGAUCUUCCUCGGUUGGUGAGCUCACGGUCGAGGAGCGAAACCUUCUCUCUGUCGCUUACAAGAACGUGAUUGGAUCCCUACGUGCCGCCUGGCGAAUCGUCUCUUCGAUCGAGCAGAAGGAAGAGGGGCGCAAGAAUGAGGAACAUGUAGCUCUUGUCAAAGAUUACAGAUCAAAGGUUGAAUCCGAGCUCUCUACCGUAUGCGCUGGUAUACUGAAGCUCCUGGAUGCACACCUUAUUCCAUCGGCCUCCGCCAGCGAGGCCAGGGUGUUCUAUCUCAAGAUGAAGGGGGAUUACCAUCGAUACCUAGCUGAAUUCAAGGUCGGGAAUGAGCGUAAGGAGGCUGCGGAAGAUACUAUGCUCGCUUACAAGGCUGCUCAGGAUAUUGCACUUGCUGAUCUUGCCCCGACGCAUCCUAUAAGAUUGGGGCUGGCACUCAACUUCUCUGUGUUUUACUACGAAAUACUCAACUCAUCAGAGAAAGCUUGCAGCAUGGCAAAACAGGCUUUCGAGGAAGCCAUUGCCGAACUCGAUACCUUGGGCGAGGAGUCAUACAAGGACAGCACUCUUAUCAUGCAGCUCCUAAGGGACAAUCUCACCCUCUGGACUUCUGAUGCUCAGGAUCAGUUGGAUGAGGCAUAGAAAGAUGUUACAGGGUGCUGGUGGUUCAUUGUUCUCCUUGAGGAGGUGGGCGCAAAUGUCAUUUUCUCUGUAAUCUGCAUAUACGACUGAUUAAUGUGUAAUCUAAACUCAACAGAGACAUCAAUUGAUGCAGUUUCUAAUAUUCGAAUUAGAUUUACUUUUUCAAAAUUUAAAAACACUUGGGUACCCUUUGUCAA
Messenger RNA from Nelumbo nucifera (sacred lotus), 1084 nucleotides. RefSeq names its product 14-3-3-like protein G-BOX factor 14 kappa. NCBI's taxonomy places the organism in Eukaryota, Viridiplantae, Streptophyta, Magnoliopsida, Proteales, Nelumbonaceae. The record is from RefSeq and is a predicted model, not a curated record.